GGCUCCUCCUGAGCGCAACACAGGCAGCUGCCGUGCUGGGGUCAGGAAGAACGAGGACCAUGAGAGCCCCGCGGAUCCUGCCUCUUCUCCGGCCAAGAAGCCUUUGCUGGCGCCCCACUGGCACGGAGUCGGGGAGCGCUCCUAGGAGGUUCAGCGCUGUCGCCGGUGGAGCAGCGCCCAGUCAGCGGCUGGACCUACGGGGCAUCUACCCGCCCCUGACUACCCCCUUCACCUCACGAGGAGAGGUGGAUUGCCAUCGCUUGGAGGAGAAUAUGCGCCUCUACGCUGAGGUCCCCUUCCGAGGUUUUGUGGUGCAGGGCUCCACCGGGGAGGCUCCCUACUUGACACAGCAGGAACGUCUGGAAGUGGUGAGACGGUUGCGGCAAGCUGUAUCCAAGGAAAAGCUGCUGCUUGCAGGGACUGGAUGUGAAUCAACUCGGGCCACUAUUGAGAUGACUGCACAGAUGGCUGACAAAGGGGCUGAUGCUGCUCUUGUGGUCACUCCAUGCUAUUACCGGGGGAGCAUGACCAGCGCUGCCUUGAUCCAUCACUACACAGAGGUGGCUGAAGCAUCUCCAAUCCCUGUAAUACUCUACAGUGUCCCAGCCAAUACGGGUCUGGAGCUUCCCAAUGAGGUGGUGCUUACCCUGGCACAGCACCCCAACAUUGUGGGGCUCAAGGACAGUGGUGGCAAUAUUACCCGCUUGGGGCUGCUUGUCCACAGGACCCACCAUGAAGACUUCCAGGUUUUGGCGGGUUCAGCUGGCUUUCUGCUCGCCAGCUACAUUGUAGGUGCCGCUGGAGGAAUCUGUGCCCUUGCCAAUGUGCUUGGUACACCUCUUUGUCAGCUCGAGAGUCUAUGCCAUACUGGAAGCUGGAAUGAGGCCCGUGAACUGCAGCGCCGACUUAUUGAGCCAAACAUAGCAGUGACCUACAAAUUUGGAAUCCCAGGCCUCAAGCAGGCCAUGGAAUGGUUUGGUUACUAUGGAGGUCUCUGUCGUGCCCCCUUGCUACCGUUAAGCAAGACACAAGUGACGGAGCUGCACCAGGAUUUCAGCUCUAAUGGCUGGUUAUGAACACUGGAAUCUUGAGAUAGUCUGUAGGGCUGUUGUGUUUUUUGCUCUUUGACCAGGCAUUCUUUACAAAUUAGUAAAUACAGUUUAUUCAAUUUACAAUGUAUUCACUGGUGCUUUUGAAAGACCAAAUGCUACACCACCAAUAAAACAGGAAGAAAGAGUCCAUAACAGAGUUUAAUAUACUGUUUCUCAUGCUCUUUCCUCAUAUAUAUUUUUAUCCCUUGCCACUUGCAAACUUCAAGUGUUUUCUGAGCAGAGGCAACAAUGCUAUCCUGGCUGUUCUCUGCUAGGUUUCAUCUAGCCCUGCCCAGAAAUGUACUUUAGCUGAAUGGGUCACUUGCUGGUUUCAACAGUUAAAGUAUAAUUUUUAUAGGAGCUGCACUCCCACAUCCCCAAUCACUGUGGCCUAUUGAGCCAAAAAUGGCUUGACCUCUUGGCUCAGAAGAGUGGCUUGUUAGCACUCCUUAAAGAUAAAGCAACUGGAUUGCAUAUCCAGUGCUGCUUUAUGAAACUGAGCUUCACUUGUCCCUCCUACUCCCCAAGACAGGGGUAGUUAUUAUGGGACAGGAAUGAGACUGAAAAUGUGUUUUCCAAGUUUUUAAAAAAAUCAGUUGGUCUGCUGAUUCCAUCAAUAAGAGUGAAUUCUGCUUAGAAAAGAAAAGAGGAGGGCUUGGUUAGACUAUGUUAGAUUACUGCAGGA
Molecule: messenger RNA, 1776 nt
Organism: Eublepharis macularius
Lineage: Eukaryota; Metazoa; Chordata; Lepidosauria; Squamata; Eublepharidae
Gene: HOGA1
Product: 4-hydroxy-2-oxoglutarate aldolase 1
Exons: 7
Coding region: 60-1076 (338 amino acids)
Biological process (GO): N-acetylneuraminate catabolic process
Molecular function (GO): N-acetylneuraminate lyase activity; 4-hydroxy-tetrahydrodipicolinate synthase activity
Source: RefSeq, a predicted model, not a curated record